AUGCUCGCUGCAAGGGACACAGUUGGAACGGCCCUGACAUGGAUCUUCUACUGCCUCGCCCAGAACCCUAACAUUGUGUCAAUCAUGCGCAAUGAACUCUCACCGAUUGCAUCACACAAAGUAGUAGCUGGUGUUGGCACUAUGGUGAUAUUUGAGCCGGCUGAGACCAAAUCUUUAGCCUAUGUUAGGGCUGUGUUGUAUGAGACUCUCAGGUUGUACCCGCCGGCACCUACUGAGCUCAAGACGGUGGUCGCCGACGAUACAAUGCCGAGUGGCCAUGAGGUGCAUGCCGGCGAUGCCAUCUUUAUUUCUCUCCGUUCCAUGGGGAGAAUGGAAGGCAUAUGGGGUAAGGACUGUCUCGACUAUAACCCAGAUAGGUGGCUCUCGAAGGAUCGCAACAGUCUGAGGUAUGUACCAUCUCACAAGUUCUUGGCCUUCAACUCAGGGCCAAGGAUGUGCCUCGGUAAGGACAUCGCGGUCAUGCAGAUGAUGACGGUCGUCGCCUCAACACUAUGGAACUUUGAUGUGCAUCUAUUGGAAGGGCAAAGCAUCGAGCCCAAGGCAUCUUGUAUACUAGAGAUGAAAAACGGGCUUAUGGUUAAGCUGAAGAAGCGAGACGUGUAA
Messenger RNA from Triticum turgidum subsp. durum (durum wheat), 624 nucleotides. NCBI's taxonomy places the organism in Eukaryota, Viridiplantae, Streptophyta, Magnoliopsida, Poales, Poaceae. The record is from the annotation of a GenBank genome assembly.